This is a messenger RNA of Penicillium griseofulvum, 1365 nucleotides long. Its product is annotated as cytochrome P450. Gene Ontology annotation, molecular function: heme binding; iron ion binding; oxidoreductase activity, acting on paired donors, with incorporation or reduction of molecular oxygen. NCBI's taxonomy places the organism in Eukaryota, Fungi, Ascomycota, Eurotiomycetes, Eurotiales, Aspergillaceae. The record is from RefSeq and is a predicted model, not a curated record. The coding region runs from base 1 to 1365 and encodes 454 amino acids. The transcript has a single exon.
AUGGUGAAGGGCCGCCUCCCAUUCAAGAACAGACUUUUACACGACAAGUAUGGAUCUGUUAUACGCAUCGCACCAAACGAACUUAGUUUCAACACUGCACAAGCUUGGGAGGACAUAUAUAGCUUCAAACCAGCAGGCAAUGCUCAGCUUCCCCGAGACCCUAUCCAUAUCGGAUCGGUGGAUCCACUAAACGGUGUCUAUCCUAUGACAUUGUUAAACGGUGCGGAGCACGGUCGACUACGUCGGGUCUGGUCCUAUGCCUUCUCUGAUAAAGCAUUACGACAAAGUGAGGAGCGAGUCCAAAGCCAUAUAGGAAAACUUAUCAAUCAUCUACGACAACGAGAAGGUGAUGAGGUAAACUUAGCCCGGUGGCUCAGUAUGACAACAUUCGAAAUAAUUGGAGACCUUACUUUCGGAGAGCCGUUUGGCUGUUUAGAAAAAGAUAAUGACGAGUCAUGGUAUAAGUUGAAUUUUGCAACAUUCAAAAUUGCCGCCUUAGAGCAGGCCACUCGUCGCCUAGCUGAGGUCAACUCCUGGGGCCAACGAUGUCUAAUGGCAUUAAUUCCCUAUGCUUGGAGGAAACUACGACACGACCACUUGAUAUGCAGUCGCGAUAAGGUAUUACGACGCCUGGAAAAGGAAAAGCACGAACAACUCGACUUUAUAGCCUAUACGCUCAAACAUAGAGAUCAAUUCAAUUUGAAUGAUAGCGAGGUCAUCGUCAAUGGAGCUACAUUUAUCGCGGCUGGAAGCGAGACCUUGUCUAACCUUCUUUCCGGCCUAGUCGCACAAUUGCUUUACAAUCCGGAAAAAUACGAAAAGCUCAAUCAUGAAAUUCGUUCAAAAUUUGCCAAAUCGGAGGAGAUCAGCUAUGACCGAGCCGGUAAACUCCCUUACCUGAGCGCUUGUAUAGAAGAGGCCCUUCGGUUGAAGCCGCCAGUUGGUGAGGGUCUUUUAAGGCGUGUACCGGAAGAGGGGGCCACAAUCGAUGGACAUUGGGUUCCAGGAGGCAUGUCAGUGUCAGUCGACCCGUGGGCCGCAUCCCAUAGUGAAGGUAACUUCCGGGACUGCGAUGAAUUUGUCCCCGAGCGAUGGCUAUCAGACCAGGAACAUUACUUUGCAGCCGACCAGCGAAAAGCUACCCAACCUUUCUCGCUAGGACCGCAGGGGUGCAUAGGCAAAAAUCUAGCGUACAUGGAGAUGAAGUUGAUUAUGAGUCACUUGAUUUGUAAUUUCGACAUCAAGAGCACGGAUGGAGCCUGGCAAUGGGACCCUACAGGCCAGAUGAGGAAUCUCAGAGUUUAUGUCGUCUGGGAAAAGCCGCCAUUAAAUGUGAGCCUCACGUCAGUCAACUCAUCAACCUAA